Trypanosoma theileri is the source of this 2685-nucleotide messenger RNA. RefSeq lists its product as uncharacterized. The record is from RefSeq and is a predicted model, not a curated record. NCBI's taxonomy places the organism in Eukaryota, Euglenozoa, Kinetoplastea, Trypanosomatida, Trypanosomatidae. Bases 1 to 2685 code for a protein of 894 amino acids. The transcript has a single exon.
AUGUCGCAGAUGCAGAGUUCAGGAUGUAAUGCUCUUGAUGCCCUGCGAAUAGCAGCAACGGCUGGUGAGGCGUCUGUGUUAAGAGAUGUGACGGCGGAGGCUCUCCUAUCUCAAGAGGAACAUGCACUACCACAACUACUACUUCUAUGCGACUCUAAUACAACAGAACACAAUCUCGUGUUGUUAAACGCGUCAUGGAAACUUUUACUUUCAGUGGCUUCCCUUAGAAUUGUUAGCACUCAUAUUUACAGUAAAAUAUUACAUUUCAUGUUCUCACAAUUGCAAUACCACAUUUUUUCUCAUGAUUGGAGUGAAGGGAAAAAAAUUAAAUUGGCAGCUUUUAUCGCUUCUCAUGUCGUUUCAGCAACACGGGCACAUCCAUCGUAUGCGGUCCGAGACGUCAAAUUAGUAUCAAUGAUUAUAGAACUCCACACUACUGUAUGUUUGACGAUAGCUACAAGUGAACGCACAGAAGCGGCACAACAGUUACAUCAAAUAAUUGGUUUACGUCUGAUAGCUAUUCUUGAAGCUAUAGGAUCGGCAUGUGAAGAUCAACAACCCUUGUCAGCUGAAGAACAUCUACAGUUGAUGCUUCAAUCUCUUGCAGCCCCACCAACAGAGGCCAUGGCAGCACUGACAAAGGGAUCUGUUGCUGCUGGUUCGUCAGUUGCGGCACUCACAACCAUGUUAGCAGUGACUCGUUCACCACAUUUACUCUCUGACGCGGCGUAUGUUGAGAUGUUGUUAAGUGCAGCUCUCCUGUGGUUACCACAUAUGCGACUUGUUCUUUUUGAUGCAGAUGAAGGAGAAUUAACCACCACAACAACCACAACAACAACAAUAGCAAUAACAAAACCAACACCACCUCCACCACCACCACCAGCAGCAGCAGCAGCAGCGACUUUAUCAACAAGUGUAUGUGAUGACGAGCCUGGAGCACUUCUUUAUCGACGGGUUUUACAACACGCGAAGAGUCUUCCACGUAGUGUGUUUUCUACAGAUUAUGAUAAAGGUGGGAUUACUGAUUCCUCAGGAGAGAUAGGUCUUGAUAUGCAGCUACUCUUAUUAAUGCAACGCCUUGCGUGUAGGAGUAUUGACACUACACAAUACAGAAAUUAUCAGAAUGAAGAAGGUACAUCAUCUAAUCAAGGACUUUUGUUACGCUUCCGAGUUUUUCCUUUACUUUUAGCAGCACUUCUUGUUCCAAAUGAUGCUAGUGCGGCUCGUGUACUUUUGGUAUGGGGGUCUGUAUUAAAUCACCUAUCUGAUACAGACCGAGAAUCUUUAGGAAUAGAGUUAUUAUUGCUUGGGGAAGAUCAACUACGAGCUCUCCGAGAACUUCCCUCUACGAUUUCUAACAGUAGAAUUACUUAUUUACGCCGCUUUAUCAAUGCGUUAGCAGUCUUAUUGGCAGAGAUAUGCAGACUACUUGAACGUUCACCUAAAGACUUAGCUGCAAUGAGUAUACAAGGACGAAAAAAUACUACAAUAGGAACUUUUUCAUCAUCAUUAUCAUCAGUGAGACACUUUUCCUUCUGCUGUAUGUGUGAUUGUUUAUACUAUCACACACGUACUUAUCAAUGGUGGAAUGAAGAGAUAACAAUGGGUGGGGCAGUAGGAGGUACAAGUAGUGUAGAUUCUGAAAUUAUAACUUUUCAAGAAGAAGUUAAAUCUGUUUUAGCAGAAUGGCAACAUGUUUCUACUAUUCCAGAUAAUAAUAAUAUUCAUAUUCAUGAAAGACUUCAGGCAAUCAUUAUAUCUAUACCUGGUAAGAUUAGAAAUAUUGUAGAGCGAUCUGCUUCAUCUGGAAGUAUUACAGCUGCUUUAUUAGUCGUUACAAGAGUUCUUCAAACUAUAGUAGAAGAUGUUUCAACAGAAUCUUCUCAAAAACUUUGUGUAUGUGCACGUUUUGUGGCAUCAGAACUUAUUGCACUUAUGGGAUCUGUUUUAUCUGAAGAUUCCACCUUUCUGGCAUGUUUACGUCGUCUAAUUGACAUAAGUUUUAAUACAGAAAUAAAUAAUAGAGAAAAUGAAGAGAGAGAAGGGAUGCAAUAUUAUCACGCAGCAGUCUGUCUUCGCCAGUUUGCAGAGCGCAACACCGCUGUUCCACUAGGUAAACUGCACCUUUCUGAAUCCGUCUCCACUGCCCUUAUGACUUUACUGCAGGAAACAACCGUUUCCGCUGCUGCAGAUCCUGACUCUACUGUUAACAUUCGCGUCUGUGAGGAACUAUUAGAGCAACAGGCAGAAGAAUGGCAAUCUUUAGUCUCACACUACAGUCAGGAAGGGAGCAGCAUAACACUGGGUUCAUUGUUUGAUAUGGCACCACAAGACAUCUCUUCACAGAGUGGAACAGAGAAUCAGGAGGGACGCUUCCUCUCCUCAUUACAGCGCUGCGAAGACACGUUACGGUUACUGCUACACUGGCAAGAGUCUGGCUGUACACUGCAUCCAUCAGAGGAGGAGGCGUUGGGACGACUAGAGCAACUGGUGUCUGCAGCAGUAAACAUUGCACACCCCACAAUCUGCAGCAGCAGCAAUAUCAGUAAGAACAAUAAUAAUAAUAACAACAGUAACAACAACAUCAUCAUCAAGAAUGAGGAAGUGGUCCGAUUGUCAGAAGAAGUAACAAUCCAAGAGAAAGAUCCAUCAGAGACGGGUCCAGAAAUAAUUCACGUGGAUUAG